Messenger RNA from Aspergillus glaucus CBS 516.65, 1882 nucleotides. RefSeq names its product tRNA (adenine-N(1)-)-methyltransferase. The transcript is spliced from 4 exons. Gene Ontology annotation, biological process: tRNA methylation. The record is from RefSeq and is a predicted model, not a curated record. Gene Ontology annotation, cellular component: tRNA (m1A) methyltransferase complex. The coding region runs from base 193 to 1536 and encodes 447 amino acids. NCBI's taxonomy places the organism in Eukaryota, Fungi, Ascomycota, Eurotiomycetes, Eurotiales, Aspergillaceae.
AAGAGGACAGAGAGCGAGACCCUUGGCGGGGAACAAAGCAAUGAGGGGGCCCCGCUACUAAUAACAAUACCCAAAAUGGAUCGGCCGGCAUUGACCGGAAAGAAUAAUCUUGAUCUCCGAUAACAGCACUUUUUUGAGCCACAUCUUCAAUCGCAAACAUAUCUCACAACAAUUUCAAUCCAGGUCGCUUGGAUGGCUCGUUUGCUGCAGUCCCUCCGUCGAGUCUUGGGACUGAAUACGUCCAAACCAGCGCUUCCGAAAUUUUCACGGUCCCUCGACACGGACUUUUCAAUCUUUCGCGAUGGCGAUCGCGUCAUCGUUCAUGGCAAGAAUCCAAUUCUGAGUAAACCAUUGCGACAAGGUCACAGGACCGAUACUCGUCGGGGAACUUUAUACCAUGACACCAUUAUCGGCCGGAGGGUACGCGAUCUGUAUCCUGCGCAUAAAGGCCCUGAGUACCGACUUUCCCUCCCCAAUCUCGACGAAUAUGUCGCCAUGACACCUCGUUUGGUAACGCCGAUUUAUGCGGCCGAUGCCAAUUUAAUCGUCUCCCUCCUUGACAUCCACGUUGCUCCUCACGCAGAAGGCGAACAACCAGCGCCAUUGGAGAUCCUCGAAUCCGGAACUGGACAUGGCUCGUUGACUCUGCAUCUUGCGCGCGCAAUUCAAGCGGCCAAUUCAAACCCACCACCGUUACCCGAGAAAUCCCAAAUCCAAUACCCACCGGACAGGCCACUCCGGCCAGACGAGGACGCACCCAAAACGCUUCGAAAAGAGCAACAAUCCGACGGAGACGCCGCAGAGGAUCCAACACAGAAGCAAUGGGAUGCCUGGCGAGCGUCUCGUGGAGCCGUCAUCCACACCGUCGACGUAUCCCCCAAAUUCUCCGUCCAUGCUGAGAGGACUGUCCGCGGCUUUCGACGAGGGAUCUACGCAGGAAACGUCGACUUUUACGUAGGCCACGUGGAGAACUGGAUCGCAGAGCAGAUCAAACAACGCGCAAAUGCUUCAUCGGCAUCAACAGGCCUCCUAUCCUCCCUCACAACCCGCGAUAACACCCACCCCGACCCCUUCCUCUCAUACGCAAUCCUAGACAUGCCCUCCGCCCAUAUGCGGAUUCCCCAUGUCGCCCAGAUCCUGAAACGGGACGGUUUCCUCGCCGUGUUCAUGCCCAGCAUCACGCAAAUCGGCGAGUGCAUCGACAUCAUUCGUCAACAGCGACUCCCAUUUGUUCAGGAGAAGGUCGUCGAACUCGGUGCUGGUAUUAGUAACGGCCGUCAAUGGGACGUCCGCUUUGCUGUAAAGAAGUCGCGAGCUGAUCCGUCUUCUUGGACAGGGACUUCAUCAUCCACCGAGUCGGAUGAAGGGGGCCUUCAACAGGAUCAGGAAGAGUCAUCGUCAUCGUCGAAUGUCGAGGAAGAAGCACCAAAAGAGGAAGAUAGCGUCUUGGUCUGUAGACCCAAGGUUGGAACGAGGAUCGUAGGCGGUGGGUUUGUGGGAAUCUGGAGACGGAUUGAGGAUUCUGCCAGGAAGUAAACUCUGUUCCCUUUCCUCUCCUAUUUGUUUUUGUAUUGAAGUUAUCCGUUGUACAAUAGUUACGCAUUGAUGUAAAAAUAUGGGUCAAAUGGGCAUUAUAUAGAAACAGUUACUGGAUUGUCGAGGAUUUCUUGCGAGGAGCUCUUAACCGAGAGGCCAAAUUGACUGCGUCGGUGUCUUCCCGGGGUAUUUGGUGAUGGGUGGUCAGAUAUGUAACAUCACCCUAGUUAAUAGACAUACGUUCACUGCCCUCAGUAAGGACACAUGAAUUAGUUCUGAUAUAUAUCUAGCUAUCUUACUACUUCUUAUUAGUCCAGACAGUGGUUUCCCUGAGUAAAGAAACCAA